Messenger RNA from Pangasianodon hypophthalmus (striped catfish), 2492 nucleotides. It is a transcript of the gene cdca5, whose product is annotated as cell division cycle associated 5. Lineage: Eukaryota; Metazoa; Chordata; Actinopteri; Siluriformes; Pangasiidae. The transcript has 5 exons. The record is from RefSeq and is a predicted model, not a curated record. The coding region runs from base 197 to 982 and encodes 261 amino acids.
UUGGUUAAGGCGGGCAAUUUUGAAACAUUGUCGGGUGUUGAACUGAACUUAGCGCUCACGGCUAACAUAAUUACUACUAAUUAACCCGAAUUAAGAUAAUAUUGUCUAUCUUUAGAGUUUAAGUGAUUAUUAGACCGUUUGUUUUAGUGAAUGUCGAAGUAACUACUUAGUUACACGGAUUUAUUUGCUUUGCAAGAUGAGUAGCAGAACAGCGCGAGCAGCGUCCACUGGACACACGAGCAAAAACAACAACCAGAGCAGAAAGUCAGAUGGAGGCAGCCCACCACGCAGGAGAUCAGCACGCCUGUCCGCGAAUGAAGAAAAUAUACCUCCUAAAGCUGAGGCUCCAUGUGUGCCUGUCAAACGAUCGAUCACUGUGAGGAAGAUUGCACCAAGGAAAACCCAGGCCACAUCUGAGCCUAAUAAAGAAAAUGUGGAGAAAAGAGUAUCUGGUGAAGCGAGAAAAAGGUCCAAGGUCUCAAGUCCACCCCAAGCCGAGACGACUGUGUCCAAACCCGUGAUCCUCUCUCCCAUCCAGGCCUCUGCGUCCCCCUCUCCCCAUACAGGACAACCAGAGCAGGACCCUGUGUGGUCCCACAAAGUACGGCGCUCCUACAGCCGCUUAAGCGUGGGAGACCGCUCGUUUGAGAGCCCCAAGCCUCAGUCUGCCUCGUCCCCCACCCGCAGAGAGACUCUGUUCGGGUUCGAGAGACUCCAGACCCCAGAGGUGAUCCGUAAAACCGAUGUGUCCAGAGGAGCUUCUUCUUCCAUGUGCGUCGGAUCCUUCAACCUCUCGGCAGCUGACGACAGUGUUGCUAACACUCCAGAGCCCGAUCUGAACAUUCCUGGGGUUUGUCUGGUGAAGAAGAACGCACGGAGGAAGAGGGUUCAACAGAUAAAGAUGUCAGAACUGGACAUUCUAGCUGCAAAGAUGAAUGCUGAGUUUGAGGAGGCGGAGUGCUUUGAGCUGGUGGUGGAGUGACAUGCAGGAGCAGCUACAGAGACAUUUCAUACCCAAGGGACCAGUGAACUGAGACACAAUCCUGCUUCAGCGUGAAUUGCUUCUGUAUAAGAGUUCAUAACUGAGGACAGAUCAAGCAAAGUUGUUGAUUAAAGAUCUGGAAAAAUGGAAUAAGCCAUUACGUUUGAGAAUAAUUUUGCUCUGUAAUAUGUUUUAGUGUUUCUCUUUCCUUUAAAUGUCAAUAGAGCAGGUCAGACUAUAUUAUUUGACCCAAGUUUUAAAUCUUCUGAUGUCAAAACGGACAUAAGCAGUGCUACCUGAUUUCUACUGUCAUUGUUUAUUUUGUUUUUCUGUGUAUUGUCUGAUUGUGUAGAAGCGCUAGUUCUGCUCAUUCACGUCAUUAGGACAUGAAACUUGGUUACUUAUUUUUUUUUUUUUUUUUUAGAUGUUCUCCCAAUGCCUAAUGUUGUAUUCAACUAACUAAACCAUCCAGCAGAAUAACUCAUUUUGAUUGCUGAUUUUACUUAUUGUUCACUGUUGUCUUUAUAAUGCGCAUUAUAUUCAGCUGUUCGCUCUAUCAGACUUAGUCAUUUCAAAGCAUAUGGAAAAUUUAUCGCUAUAAUUAGCAGCUCAAAAUGACAGCCUGAAUUCAAUGAGAUUGUUUUGUUGAUGUUCUUUUUUUUUUUAUAUACAAGGGUUAGUCAAAUGAAAACCUUAAAAGUGAGACCUAAAUUAGAGAAACAGUCUGUUUUUUACUUGAGGCAUCCAGGCAUUCGUUAUGGGCUGGAACACUUGCACUGAACGAAAUGUAGAUGAUGUAGAAAAAUUAUACUCUUUGGUGACACCUAUUUGCAAUUACCAAUGCAAAGUAAAAAAGGUUUUCAACUGACUCAGCCUUGUGUAUGUAUGAAGCUCUGAUGUAUGUUCACUGACCACUUUAUUAGGAACACUUGUACACCUACUCAUUCAUGCACUGAUCAAAUCAUCCUAUCAUGUGGCUGAAACUGAAUCUGAAUCUGCCGUUGUAGCCCAUCCACCACAAGGUUUGACGUGUUGUGCAUUCUGAAAUGCUUUUCUGUUCACCAUAGCUGUAAAGAGUUGUUAUUUCCAUUCCCACAGGCUUCCUGUCAGCUCGAACCAGUCUGGGCAUUCUCUGACCUCUUUCAUCAAGUUGUUUCCACCCACAGAACUGCAGCUCACUGGAUGUUAUUUUGUUUUUUGCACCAUUCUGUGUAAAGUGUAUAUACUGUUGUAUCUGAAUAAUUUUGUGCAUUGUGCUGCCACAUGACCAGCUAAUUGGAUAAUUGGAUGAAUGAGCAGGUAUACAGAUGUACCUAAUAAAGCUUGAAGGUAAUAAGACAAAAACAAAUCGCAGCUAGUCAUGUUACCGCGAAGCUAGAGUGCGAAGUCCUCAUUCCCAUGGUAGAAAACUUACUGACCGUUACAAAGCAGCCACACUGGAGACUCCUUCCAUAAUAGUGAAAAAAACAUCUCCAGAAUCAAACAACCAAUUAAAAAUAAUAAUAAAUAA